AUGGACCAGGAGAAGUUCUACAGGGAAGAUCAUACAUUCUACAAGGUUACAGUUGGCGAUUUCAAUGCUAAAAUUGGCUCCAGAAAAAUGUGUGAGGAUCUUCACAUCGGAACUCACGACCAUCAAUGGAUUGAACAGGGGGAGAAGCUUUCCGAGUUUGUCAUGGCGACUAAGACCAUCCAUGGGAAUUUGCAAUUCAGAAGCCCUCCUCUGUACGCUGGACCGGUGACGGUGGGAGUUACCCGAUGGAGUGUACCAAAUUGA
This is a messenger RNA of Necator americanus (New World hookworm), 264 nucleotides long. RefSeq lists its product as uncharacterized. NCBI's taxonomy places the organism in Eukaryota, Metazoa, Nematoda, Chromadorea, Rhabditida, Ancylostomatidae. The coding region runs from base 1 to 264 and encodes 87 amino acids. The record is from RefSeq and is a predicted model, not a curated record. The transcript has a single exon.